AUGGACAUCCCCAUCAGCACCAGAGACUUCCACUGCCUGCAGCUGGCCUGUGUGGCCCUUGGCCUGGUGGCCGGCAGCAUUAUCAUUGGCGUCUCCGUGUCCAAGGCUGCUGCUGCUGUGGGUGGUAUCUUUCUGGGCGCCGCUGGGCUUGGGCUCCUCAUCUUCGCCUACCCCUUCCUGAAAGCUCGGUUCAACCUGGACCACAUCCUACCUGCGCUAGGAAAUCUGAGAAUCCACCCUAACUCAGGACCAGAUCAUGGGGAGGGGAGGUCUAGCAACAGCAGCAAUAAGGAAGGAGCCCGCAGCGGCCUGUCCACUGUGACCAGGACCCUGGAGAAGCUGAAGCCUGGAGGCCGGGGAACUGAGGAGAGCUGA
This is a messenger RNA of Arvicola amphibius (Eurasian water vole), 375 nucleotides long. RefSeq names its product kinocilin (gene Kncn). Lineage: Eukaryota; Metazoa; Chordata; Mammalia; Rodentia; Cricetidae. Gene Ontology annotation, cellular component: neuronal cell body; cuticular plate; ciliary basal body. The record is from RefSeq and is a predicted model, not a curated record. Bases 1 to 375 code for a protein of 124 amino acids. The transcript is spliced from 4 exons.